GUGGCAGUUUAAUUAGUUUUAUGAGCAAGCGUGUGAAGGAUUUUGGCUACAUGCCGACAAUGCUAAUGGCAAUUCCGCCAUAUCUGUUGGCUUUCUUAGGCAUUUUUUUGGCAUUUCCAGCUGAUGCCAAUUUGAGGCCGACGAGUGGCGCCACAUAUCUGUCUCCCAGGUUCAUUCAAAUUUUUCAGUUUAUCCAAAUCGAGAGAACGGGAUUUAUCGUGAAUAUUAUUAGUCAGUAACA
Molecule: messenger RNA, 241 nt
Organism: Gongylonema pulchrum
Lineage: Eukaryota; Metazoa; Nematoda; Chromadorea; Rhabditida; Gongylonematidae
Source: the annotation of a GenBank genome assembly